CGCUGCUCCUGCUGGGAUGCGCGCGUUUGCAGCUUCCGAACCAGCUCCGCUGCGCCUCUCCUUGCGUCGCUUUGCUAUUUUCACGUCUUCCUUGCGUCGCACAUUCUCCUCUGAGCCAUGAACUGAUCCUUCUGCCGACUUGCAGAGUGACUUUUCGAGCUGCGUUCUUCCAAUUUCCGACUCGGCUGCUGUUUUUGACUGGGUAGUGGAGCAGCAGUGGCGGAGGAGGAGGAGGAGAAGGGUCUGCAUUAUUUUUGUUGUUUGCGCAAGGGCAGCAAAGGUUAGGUAGCGGUUGUUUGGCGGGAUUUUCGGUGGAUUUGGGCGUGUUGAAGCGAGAGGUGCGAGGGGAUUGUGGGUGUGAGUGACAGGGUUGCUGUUCUGAGAACUUGGGAAUUCAGGUAGUUGGGUAGUGACGACGGGAAAAUCCACGAGAUUUGGAAAUGGCGGACCGUUAUGAUAGAAAUCCGUUUGAUGAGGCGGAGGAAGAAGUGAAUCCGUUCUCUGAUCCCGUGGUGCGGGCGCAGGCAGCGAAGCCGUCUUAUGACGGUAAUGGCCUCUUUAAUGGCUCGGACUACAAGAAGAAGGAGAAAGAGCUGAAAGCCAAGGAAGAAGAAUUGAGGAGAAAAGAGCAAGAGUUGAAACGCAGGGAGGAUGCUGUUGCAAGAGCUGGCGUUUCGAUAGAGUCUAGAAACUGGCCACCUUUCAUCCACAUUCUUCAUCAUGAUAUCGCUAAUGAUAUUCCAGCACACUCGCGGGGAUUGAUGCGCUGGGCUUAUGCAAGUUGGUUAGGAAUUCUACUCUGUCUCUUUUGGAACUUCGUUUGCGUGCUUUCAGCGCUUAUUGCUAAUGUUGGUGGUGUGCAGAUUCUUCUUCUUGGUAUUAUUUACGUGCUGGCUGGUUAUCCCAUGUCGUAUUUUUUGUGGUAUAGGCCUCUCUACCGGGCAAUGAGGUCCGAUAGUGUUCUGAGAUUUGGUUGGUUCCUGAUAUUCUAUCUGCUCCACAUUGCAUUUUGUGUGUUGGCUGCUGUUGCUCCGCCCAUCAUCUUCAAAGGAAAGUCACUUGCGGGAAUCAUACCAGCGCUUGACCUUUUCUCUCAGAAGCUCAUUAUUGGCAUCUUUUAUAUGGUUGGGUUUGCCUUGUACACACUGGAAACACUUCUCAGCAUCUGGGUUUUAAAGAGUGUCACGCAAUAUUUCAGAGGCGAAGGAAGAGCAGCUGAUAUGAAGCGAGAGGCUGAAGCGGGUGCUUUUAGAUCAGCUGUUUGAUUUAGUUGCACUCUUAUUGAUAGACCAGAGUUUCAUUGUUUAAAUAUCUCUUGUAGAGAUUUGCAGUUUGUUAGGAAAGCUUGCAUUGGCACAGAUUGUGUUGCUGAAGUUCAGUAUGAAAUACGGACAGUAGUGAGGGUUUUUCACCUGCCUUUUAACCCUGGCAUGGUCCUCAAUGGAAUUGUCCACCGCAUAGUUGCUUUUGUUAAGUGCAGAUGAUAAUUUGUCUCAUUUAAGUUAUUGGGAUUGAAUAAUUUUAUUGACCCAAAGAAAUGAAUUGGGAGUA
Physcomitrium patens is the source of this 1551-nucleotide messenger RNA. Its product is annotated as secretory carrier-associated membrane protein. Lineage: Eukaryota; Viridiplantae; Streptophyta; Bryopsida; Funariales; Funariaceae. Gene Ontology annotation, cellular component: trans-Golgi network membrane; recycling endosome membrane. The record is from RefSeq and is a predicted model, not a curated record. Gene Ontology annotation, biological process: protein transport.